Molecule: messenger RNA, 1746 nt
Organism: Glycine soja
Lineage: Eukaryota; Viridiplantae; Streptophyta; Magnoliopsida; Fabales; Fabaceae
Product: cytochrome b561 domain-containing protein At2g30890-like
Exons: 4
Coding region: 590-1408 (272 amino acids)
Molecular function (GO): transmembrane monodehydroascorbate reductase activity
Source: RefSeq, a predicted model, not a curated record
ACUACCAUGUAAAUCUAGCAUGACCCUCUUUGUCUCUCUCUAUCUCUCUACAUUACAUAGAUGUAUAAAUUUUAACCCCUCACAUUGAAAUCUGACACACUUUAGCUCUGCAUGUCCAUAUUCUCUCCUCCAUAAACACAAAAAGCCUGCCAAAGUGAACCCCACAAGUUUGAAAUCUCAUUUAAUACCACAUUUGCACUUCCAUUUAUUAUUUAUGUAAGAUCUUCUGGACUAAGUACUAACAAUCAAUUUGUUUCCAUGCAACACCCUUCAGAAAAUGUCAAUUAUAUUUAAGCUGAAAUCAAAUGUAUAUACUUAGGAAGAUUAAGGUUUAAACUCUCUCUCUAUCCUGAGCCUUCUGAUGAGCUUUCUCUGACCUCAUAUUGAUCUCAUAUUUUUACUGAAUUGGUGACAACUUUUUUUGUUGUACUAUCUAGACAAGAGUCCUCACCGCUCAGAAUCCUCACACACACACAUAGCAAAAAGACACCAAAAAAAAGGAUAAGCUUCUUCAGUCCUUGAGAAAUCAUAUUCAGUUUUUAUUUUUAGAAUGUUAUAGUUUUCUGCUUCCUUAAAAUCUUCACUAGCAAUGAAGAUUGAGUUUGUCCAGUUUUUCACUUUACAUUACCAAAAGAAAGAACUAGGAAGAAUGGGAGUUCAGCAAAAGCUCAUUUCUUUCCUCUUUCAUACUUGUCUUGUUUUCAUUAUGUUUUCCCUUGUAAGCUCAUCACAAGAGCACCACCAAAUUACAAGCAGCCCUUCAAAAACCAAAGAUAGCAACCACAUUAAGAUGAGUCCUGGACUUCAGUUUCAGAUUACAUUACAUGGCUUUCUCCUGUGGGCUUCAAUGGGGUUCUUGAUGCCUGUUGGUAUACUUGCAAUUAGAUUGUCAAACAGAGAGGAGAGUCCAAAAAGGCAUAGAAUUUUGUUCUAUGGUCAUUCAAUUUUGCAGAUGAUUGCGGUGCUACUUGCCACAGCUGGAGCAAUCAUGUCCAUAAAAAAUUUCAACAACCUCUUCAACAAUAGUCAUCAAAGAUUAGGAGUUGCACUAUAUGGUGUUAUCUGGCUGCAAGUUUUACUUGGCAUUUUUCGACCACAAAGGGGAUCCAAAAGAAGUGUGUGGUUCUUUGCACACUGGAUACUUGGAACUGCGGUCACAUUCCUUGGUGUCCUGAAUGUAUAUCUUGGUUUAGGAGCCUACCACCAAAAAACAUCCAAAGGCAUAAAAAUUUGGAACAUACUUUUCACUGUUCAGAUAUCUUUGAUUGUGUUUUUCUACCUUUUCCAAGAAAAAUGGGUGUAUAUACAAAACCAAGGAGUGGUUUUGGGCAAAGAAAUAAAGGCUCCCAUUUGUCAAGAAAGUCGUCCAGAUGAAAAGGAGAAGGUAUUGAAGGGUGACACGUGUUGAGGAAGAUGAAACCAAUGCCUCACCAUAAUUGACCCUGACUUCUACAUAGGAUACAAGUGUUCAAAGAAUACAGAGUAGUGGUGAAUUUUUAUAGAUAAGAAAUAAUUUCUAUUGUUUUUGUCAGAAAUGGCAAAGCCAUUCAAAGAUGGUAAGUUACAUAUUUGGUGGCUUAUAUGUUUUUUGUUUGGUUAAGAUGCAAAUUCAAGAACUUAAAAUAUUAUUUCAUGGAGAUCCAAGAAAAUUAAGUAUCCAAUAUGUUGAUAUAUAUAUCUCUUUUUUUAGGUCCAUAAGGAUGUAGUAUGGAACAAAAAGUAAAUAAACGAGCAUCCAAGGUUUUA